UCCUCCUCCUCCUCCUCCUCCUCCUCCUCCCGGUCGCCGUCAUCUGCGUGUUCACUGACUCGGUGGCGUCGGAGCGAGCGGACGCGCUCUGCUGGAUCUUCUUCUGCCUUUGACUUGUGGGCAACCUCCGCAGCGGAGUUCUCUAAAUGAGCGACGCCCGAGCGGGCGGACGACCCCUUUGCGACUCCUCCCGUUCGAGCAGCGGAAGGGGCGAGCGCGCGUUGGCGCCAAGUUGCCCGUCGCGGCUUUCGCGGUUUUGAUGCCGGGGAACGCGAGGAUGCUGUGCGAGCUGCUGGCGCUCUUCCGGCUGCUCGGGUGGGUCCUGAGCCAGGACGCCGCGUCGGCCGCCGCGGGGAACCGCUUCGUCUGCAACGCCAUCCCGCCGGGCGCCGAGGCGGGCUGCGGCGCCGCCCCGACGGGCGAGCGCUCGCGGACGAGCCGCCCCGCCGAGGACGAGCUGCGCGCCACCGUCGUGCGUCUGCGGGAGACCAUCUUGCAGCAGAAGGAGACCAUCGGCAGCCAGCAGCGCACCAUCAAGGAGCUCAACUCCAAGCUGGCGCGCUGCGAGGCGGCGGCGGCGACCGCGGCGGCGGCGGCGGCGGCCGACGACACGGCGCAGCAGCCGGCCAAGUCUCGGGGUCCCGGCUCCAGGAGGAAGGAGCAAGGCAAGAACACCAUGGGGGACCUGCCCCGGGACCCCAGCGAGACCAUAAACCAGCUGGGCAAGACCAUGCAGAGCUUGAAAGGGCGCUUGGAGAGCCUGGAGCAGACUCUGCACGUCCCCGGCACAAACGGGUCGGCGGGGGGCGUUCCGCCGCCGGCCCCCCUGCCGCCGCCGCUGCGGGAGCUCCUGGGCCGCCGUCUGGGGCUCCUGGAGACGCAGCUCCUGCGGAAGGUGGCCGAGCUGGAGGAGGAGAAGAGUCGGCUGUACAACGAAACGGCGGCGCAUCGCCAACGCACCGACAACGCGCUCACUUCGCUCCUGGAGAGGAUCACCGAGCUGGAGAGAAACAACAACGCCUUCAAGUCGCCGGAGGACUUCAAGGUGUCGCUGUCCCUGCGCACCAACUACCUGUUCGGACGCAUCAAGAAGAGCCUCCCCGAGAUGUACGCCUUCACCGUCUGCAUGUGGCUCAAGUCCGGCGCCGGCCCCGGGAUCGGAACCCCCUUCUCGUACGGCGUGCCGGGACAGGCCAACGAGAUCGUGCUGAUCGAGUGGGGCAACAACCCCAUCGAGCUGCUGGUCAACGACAAGGUGGCGCAGCUCCCGCUUUCGGUGAGCGACGGGCGCUGGCACCACAUCUGCAUCACCUGGACCACCAGGGACGGCUUCUGGGAGGCCUACCAGGACGGCGAGCGACUCGGCGCCGGGGACAACCUGGCCCCGUGGCACCCCAUUAAACCCGGCGGGGUGAUCGUUCUGGGUCAGGAGCAGGACGUCGUGGGCGGUCGGUUCGACGCCACGCAGGCCUUCGUGGGGGAGCUGAGCCACUUCAACAUGUGGGACCGGGUCCUGCGGCCCGUGGACAUCGCGGGCCUGGCCAACUGCUCGGCGUACAUGCCCGGCAACGUGGUCCCUUGGAUAGACGCCAACGUGGAGGUGUUCGGCGGCGCCACCAAAGCCCCUCUGGAGAUAUGCGAGGACCGCGCGUUCGAUUCCUAAAAAUCCACCGGCAACCAAGAAGACACGCAUCUCCAUAUUCGUGCGCUCUCUCCCAAAGAUUCACCUUUCGGAGAAGAUUCCAUCCAUUCCGGGCCUGAUUUACUCGUGCUUCGGGGGGGGGGGGGCAUACUCGAUUGCUCCCCCAAAUAGAAAAAAAAAAAAAUUUGGCCACUUCCGGGAGGAGGACUCCAUCCAACGGGAUCCGUCGAAUUGAAUUUCCAAAAGCAAAAAAUACGGCAGCCCAAUCGUGGGGUCGGAUCACCCGGGACAAAACCGCUUUCAACCUCAGGACGCAUUCGGGUGUCCGGAUGUCCGUGUAGAGUGUGGCUCCGAAAAGUUGCAGGAAUUUCAACUCCGUGGACGGAACCCACGCGGAGUCGUUUUCGGACGCCUCGCAAAACGUGGUUUUGUGCGGUUUCUGGCGUCUUCGGGGCCAUCCGGUUCGUCGUGCGCGACGACGGCCAAAGGCGGAACGGAACGGGAUGCUUCACCUUCCAUUUUCAAUCACAUCCAAAAAAACAAGAAGACAGAGAGUGGAAAGUGAAAGAUCUUCAACGACGUCGUUUGGACCUUUGCGUUUUUCUUUUUCUUUUCCAUCCCUUGAAAUUUGCCAAACGGUUCAGAAGAAAAGCAAAAGCGUUUUAGAGAUUUGGACGCCCGUACAAGGCAAUGUAGCGCCCCCUAUCCGGCACCUCAGCAAACUAUUGCCGCGAUCUGCGUAAAUCAGGCCUCGCGUGUGUGUGUUUGUGUCGUUGCGUCUUCGUGCCUCGCUACGUUUUUGUUUUUUCCUGGAACAUUCUUCCUCGGUCGGACGCGUUGAAGCGCAAAGCGGCGGCGACAAGGCGUUCAGGAGGCACGGGAAUUAGCAGUCGUCGUGUCGUCGUCGUCCACGUGGAAGCGCCGGCCACAUUUCGCGCGCCAGCCUCGGCGAAUGCCGCAAAUUCGGGAAAGACGGCGCAACGGCCCUCGCUCAAGCGCGAGUGAGCGUGUUGACGUUACGUAAGAGCGUUCAAAUACCAGAUUAGCGGCGAGGGAGGACACGUUCAUACUUGUAAAUCUGAGCUUAAUGCCUCUCUGGCCCUCGAGCGGCUGCCGUAUUCUGCACGGCUGCACGUGGACGCCGAGGCCAGUCCGUAAUUCCUCCGUCACGAAAGCGGCAUCGUACUGGAAGCCCCCCCAAGGUGGCGCUCGCAACGCAAAUUGGCUUGGAAAUGCUUCAGUGAAAAUUCAAGCAGGAAUGUUCUUCUUCUUCUUCUUCUUCUUG
Syngnathoides biaculeatus (alligator pipefish) is the source of this 2927-nucleotide messenger RNA. Its product is annotated as neuronal pentraxin-2-like. The coding region runs from base 260 to 1663 and encodes 467 amino acids. The record is from RefSeq and is a predicted model, not a curated record. Lineage: Eukaryota; Metazoa; Chordata; Actinopteri; Syngnathiformes; Syngnathidae. The transcript has 5 exons.